This is a messenger RNA of Photinus pyralis (common eastern firefly), 2045 nucleotides long. Its product is annotated as helix-loop-helix protein 13-like. Gene Ontology annotation, molecular function: RNA polymerase II transcription regulatory region sequence-specific DNA binding; DNA-binding transcription factor activity, RNA polymerase II-specific; protein dimerization activity. The record is from RefSeq and is a predicted model, not a curated record. Bases 1627 to 1977 code for a protein of 116 amino acids. The transcript has 3 exons. Gene Ontology annotation, biological process: regulation of transcription by RNA polymerase II; developmental process. NCBI's taxonomy places the organism in Eukaryota, Metazoa, Arthropoda, Insecta, Coleoptera, Lampyridae.
CGGUCAAGUGUGUCAGGGCUAAGAAAUCUAAAAAAUUUAAACCCGGAGCUGGCUCCCGUUACAUUGGCAAGGACCGCAAUUUAUCUUUUACUUUAUCAGCAGAAGCUAUAGCAAAAGAGAUAAAUUAUGGAAACGUGUCUGGAUUAUGAAAAUAAAAAGCACAGUAAGUAAGAAGUACCUGCUCAUUAUGACGGGAGCCAUUUAAUUGUAUUUAUCUAUUUUUGAAUUUUUUGGCAUUGUCUUUUAGAUUUGUGAUUGGGUGUAGGUGCGAAUUUAAUUAGAUUUUGGCGGUUAGAACGAUUUUAGUGGUGGUUUCCUCAAAUCAAGAGUGUAGAGUUGUUGAUUUAGAGGUGUGCUGUUUUAAAGAUUGAGCAUUAUGAAUUAUACGGGGGUAUACAGGGCCGAUUAAUUACGUGUGAAAGUGGGUCGCGCCGGUCUUGCGGUAAAUUAGGUAGAAUUAAUGGGUUAUACGUGACGGUUCCUGAUGAGUUCAAUCCAUUUCACGACGCAGCAUGAAAACUGAUUCCCCGGGCUUUUUAACGGCCGAAGUUUUUGGAAAUUGCUUUUUUUCUAAACUUUGGAUUGGUAAAAGACGCUGAAUUUUGUUGGUUGAACGAAUAAAAAUGUCUGCUGAAACCGAUUAGCAACAUUUUGAAGGUGUGAUUGUAAAAUUGGGAAAAGUAGGGAUUAAAAGAGGGAGGUUUUCGGAUGGUAGCCGCGAAGCAAUACGGUUUAAAAUUCAACACUUGAGGCGUUAAGCGUUAAGUUAGGAGCGCGAUAAGAGGAGAUUAAGUUAUCGUUAGAUCGGGCGACUAUUGCGAGAGUGAUGAAAAAAGUUAAUUUGGUCACGGACAAGUGCGGGUCAUAAAGAUAAGGACACGCGUGGGGUUACACAAAGUCGACCGAGAAACAAUUUUUUUCACAUACAUAUCAUGAACAAUAAUACUCGCGAAAUCAAGCAAAAAUCCUCGCUCUCCCAUUACUUUCGCUAUGUGAACCUCGCCCUUUAGAAAAACCGAAAUGGGUCCUCCUUUCUGAACGCAAUGACCUCCAUUGGCUUACCCUAACAGCCAAUAGAAAACCCGUAUUUCGGUUUUGUCAACCAGCUCAAAUGGAAUGAACGUAACUUUUGGGUCCGAAGAGAUCGUGACAACCGCGCUCGGUCUCCCCAAUACGUGUUGUUAUCGCUAGACAUACGUUUGUUCGUGUUCGCUAUGAAGACGGUAUAUGUGUAAAUUGUCCAUUGUUGCACAAAUUACGAAUCCAAAACCAAAUUUUCGAAAAACGGCAAAGCGACCGUGCGCACAAGUACAACUUUUUAUGUAUUUGAUUAAGUCCAAGAGACAAGUCAAGUUUGAAGGCAUACGACUCGUCCACCUCUAUUAUUGUUCUAUUGGUAACAGUUAGGAAGUUAGGUGCUGGUCUAAGAUAAUAAUUAUUUUCUCCCCAAAUGUGACAUCCUAAUCAAAAUUGUUUACAGAACCUUAGCCCCACUCCAUAACAACAUUUCUCUUUGUAACAGAUAACGCCCAGUGCGCAGCCAGUUCGCUAUCGGCUUCCGAAUAUUAUGGAGGCUCACCAUACAGGAUACAGCGGCAUGCUGCGAAUAUCCGAGAACGGAAAAGGAUGCUGAGGUCUGCUAUUGGACCCACCGGCAGUAUAAACUCUGCUUUUGACGAGCUUCGAAUGCACGUACCGACUUUUCCAUACGAAAAACGACUCAGCAAGAUUGAUACUCUGCGUCUGGCCAUUGCCUACAUAGCUCUACUGAGAGAAGUGCUUACAGCUGACUGUGAUCCGUUAACAUACGUCGAGCGUUGUCUUAGAGGUGAUAUCAAGGCCGAUAGAGCUCAUUGGAAUACAAGUGACUUGACCGCAAGACUCUCAUGGAUUAACUGGGAAAAUUUGGGAGUAAAUCCGGGGAGGCGCAGUAAUGUUUCUUCCCUGAGUAUUUCUUCGGAAAACAUGAGUCAUUGACUAUAGAAUAGAUGUAACUUUAAGAUGCAUUGUUUGUGCAAUAUUAUUAUUAGCAUUAAACUGCGUAU